AAACAUUUUCUAAGGUGAUCAAAUUAUCCACAAUCACACCCCCUUUUGGUUGGCUAUUGCACAAUCUCCAUUCGGUAGGCCAACUGAGCAAGGUUUUAUUGCUUCCAAAUUUUCAAGACACUUCUUAUCACCGGUCAUAUGUUGACUGGCUCCACUAUCAAUGAUCCAAGAAGUGUUAGUCAUACCUGAAAAUUUACUUUCCAUACCCGAAUCCUUCUCGUUUAAGAGUCCCAUAAGUGCAUUCCAUUGAUUGGUUGUGAGAGAAGGGAGAUUCGGUUGAUGGAGCGCACGUCCCCCAUCCGUUGCGUUGGCCUGAGCCGUGUGUGCCGCCGGUCCGCUUGCUGGACCGCCACCAGCUCCGCCGCGGUUACCUCGGCCGGCGUUGCCCCCCCUGCCGCCGCGCCGUCCCCCAGUGUUGUUGCCGCGGCCACUACCUCGUCCCGGAUCCUUAGUUGCGUCACGGUCAAAUUUGGAGGUGACGACAAAGCCCACCGGGUUACGUUCCUCUUCUUGAGUAGUCUUCAAGACCCCUUCCUGCUGGAUGAUGGUGGAGUAUACGCGAUUCAGUGGUGGCAAGGGUUCUGUGGCAAUGAUGUUAGAUCGUAGACUCCCAUAUCCUUCGUUAUCCAAUCCCAUUAGAAAUUGGUGAACCUUUUCUUUGUCGCGUUGGAUGGCAAGCGCUUUGCAAGCGGGGAUUUUUUCAUGGCACUUGCAAGCGGGGAUUUUUUCAUGAUCGCCGAGUUCGUCCCAUAUGGUUUUUAAU
This is a messenger RNA of Cuscuta campestris, 763 nucleotides long. The record is from the annotation of a GenBank genome assembly. NCBI's taxonomy places the organism in Eukaryota, Viridiplantae, Streptophyta, Magnoliopsida, Solanales, Convolvulaceae.